This is a messenger RNA of Paramecium pentaurelia, 5508 nucleotides long. The record is from the annotation of a GenBank genome assembly. NCBI's taxonomy places the organism in Eukaryota, Ciliophora, Oligohymenophorea, Peniculida, Parameciidae.
AUGGAAACAGUACUUUAAGAAAGUAUACUUGCAUUAACUUUUAAUCAUGAGAGAAGCAGUAUUAUCUAUUUGGCACAACCAAGUUUCUAAGGUGAAAAUCCAAUAAAUGAAUUGAUUGAAUUGGAUUUACACAAUCAAACUGUAUUGGAGAGGUAAAUAAUAAUAAUUGAUAUUAGAUAUAUCAUUUCAAAGUAAUUACCAAAUCAACCUCCAUUUAUGCUUAUCACUUCAAGAAGGAAAGGAUAUUUAAUAUUGGCAUUUUAGCCAUCUUUAAUGGAAAUAUGGUAAUUAGGGAAUAGUGCACAAGGAUUUAAUUAAUCAAUUUGGUCAGGUGAAACAAAAGGAAGAAGUGGAUAUGAAAUCUAACAUGCUGAUGUGAGCAAUUUGGAUGUAAGUUUUGCAUUUAAUUACUUAAAAAGGGUAUUCUCUUCUUCAGCGCUAUAGAUCAAAGAAAUAUUUAUUGUGCAAAUAUUGAUGACACAAUCUAAUCUAAUGGACCUGAAUUAAUAUUAAGUAAAUUGAGAUUACCUGAACGAGUUAAUGUUAAUGAUUUGAAAUGCCAUCCUACUGAUUAUAAAAUAUGCAGUGCAUGUUCAGAUGGAUUAGUAAGAGUAUGGAAUUAAACUACUUAUACUUAAUUAAAUAGUAUACAAGAUGAACAUAAUAUUAUAAUAUCACUUUCAUUUUAAUAGGAUGGUUAAAAGUUGUUAUGUGGAUGUGAUAAUGGAAAAGUAUUAAUUAUUAAUAAAUAUUAGAUUUUAUGUUAUGAUGCUAAAACUUUAGGAGAUAGAAAUAUAUUAUUAGCUAUUUAUUAAUUAGAAUAGAAUCAUAAUAAUGGUAUAUUAUGUUUACAUUGGGUAAAUUAUAAUGGAGCUAUUAAUUGUAAUUAAUUUUUGGCUUAUCUCUAUGAUGGAAAUAUCAAAUUAUUGAAUAUCAAAUUACUUGUACCUUAAGAUAUGAUCAGAGAUCAGAAAGUAUCUAAAUCAAAAAAAUAAGAACUUUUUGGAAGUAUUAAAGAAAUUUAAAAUCUAUAAUCCAUUAAAAAUGAUCUAAAAUACAAUGCAUAAAGAUAAUAACCAAAUAUUGGAUUAUCUAAAUUCAUAUAAAUACAUCCUUAUGCAAAUUUUGUUAGUCUUAAUUCCAUCAAGACAUUACCAGAUUAAACUCUACAAAGCUAAAUAUUCUAUUAAUAUAAAACAUAGAUUAUUCUACUCAAUGAUAAUACUAAUCUCUUAGCUGAAUAUCCAGUCUGUUCAUAAUAAUAUUAAUAUUCCUUUUAAGAACUCUUUCCAGAUGAUAAAAAUAGAAUCUUAACCUAAAGAUAUCUUUAUUAUAUUGAUUAACACACAAUGGAAAUAAAAUAAUAUUGUUUAGCUAAAGGAAUAUUAAAAUCAAUUGCUAAUUUACGUUAGAUGAUUUUAGUAGAAAAUCCUAUCUUCUAUUAAUUAAGUGUAAGACCAAACUCUCUUAAAUUUGCUUAAAGAACAUAAUUUCUCUUGAGUUAUAAAAUUGAAACUACAUAUAGAUGUUGUACAGUAAUGUCUAAUGAUGGAGUAUUAUCAGAUAAUUUAAAAGAAUAUCCUGCUCGAUUUUCUAUGUUCUUAGGUUAAGAAUGUUGGUCUAAUCCUCCAUUAUUUUUAUUGUAUGAGGAUAGAUCAAGUUAUAGUAUAAUAUUUGAAGAUACAUUACCUUAAGAGGAAGAUAUGUUAAAAUUAUUGAAUAAAUAAGAUAAAGAUAAAUUACAAAAUUAAAUGAAACAAUCAUUAAAUUUAAAAGUUUAAAGAAUGUUUUGGACACCUUUGAGAUCAGGUUUUGUUGUAAUAUAUUAACCAAUGAAUGAGAAUAUUUUAAAAUUUAGUAGAAAUAGAAAUUCAGACAAUAAUCUCUUAGAUUUACUCAUGUAAAGUGGUUCUGAAAUGAGUUUCAAAUUUGGAAAUGAUGAAUAAGUAACAGAUCUAGUUUGGUAGAAGGAUCAAAAUAUAGGAGCUAUAGUUACAAUUCAUAAUGUUUAUAUAGUAGAUGAUAGUUUGAGUACUCUGAAAUUAAUAUCACUUCAACCACAAGUUAAUAAAAAGUAAGUACAAUAAUCAUAUAAAUUAGAAAUCGAAUUCUUCUUACAUAUUGGAUGGCUUAAACUUUAAUUUUAUAAACAAAAUUUCAUAUUCUUUAUGUUUUACUCAAUGGAACUUGUGCUUCUAUUUAAUCAAUUGAUAAUUAUGAGGAAAAGAAUGUACUUUCUGCUUUGUUAUGGGAUAGAAUGAUUUUAUUAUGUUAAAGGUAAAUGAAUUAUUAUAUCAAUAGUCAUUCUAAAAAAUAAAAUAAUAUUGAAAUCAAAACUAAAUCGAUCAAUAUCCUAUAACCUAUUAUAUAAGGAUACAUACAUAAUAAAAGAUUUUUUAAUUAAGAAGUUGAUGAAUCUACUAUUACAAAAUUGUUAUUGACAUUUGCAAAUCCAAAUAUAGAUUAUUCACUCAUUAAAGAUUUAGAAUAGUAAAAAUAACACAUUAUCAUAAAGAUUCGUUUCAUGUGCCAAGUUUAUUAUUUAACUAGAUGAUUGCAAUUAAUUUACAAAACAUUAAAAAGCUAAAUUUUUCAUGAAUACCUUAGAUCAUGAAAAUUUAAAUGAGACAUUGUUUGGUAGUGGGGGAAUUGUAAAUAAUGAUGAUUUGUAAUAGCAAUUAAUCAAAAAAAUUAAGGAUAGAAGAUUUGAAUACUUAUAAAUUUUACUUUAAUAAGCAAAAUAAUUCUAUCUUAUGACAUUUUAAUAUAGGAUAGCUGCAGAAAUAGAUGCCAUUCUUAAUAAAUAACCUAAUUUUAUUAUUUAAAUCUUAAAAAGAUAGAAAUAAAUAGAUAAAAUUGAUUAAUAUUUGACUAAAGAAUAUACUACACAUGAUGAAGCAAUUUAAUUGGCACACAAAGUCUAAAAUUAAGGCAAUAUGUUCUUUCGAGAUAAUAUUAAAUAACUAAUAGAAUUUUUGACUCAAUAAUAACAAUAGAUUAAAAAUAAUUAAGAUAUGCAAAAUAUGCUACCUUCUUAUUAUUUUACUGAUUACUUAUUGGAUAAAUUAUAAUAAAUAUAAAAUAUGAAAUCCUUAUAAUGUAAAGUUGAAUUUGGAAAGGAUAAAUUCAAUUUAAUUUAUGAGGAUAUCAGAAAUGAUGAAGAUGAAGAGGAAUCAGUUGUUGAUAAUAAGGUUAUAAGAAUAUUUGAUAGAUUGACUUAUGAUACUAUUGGAUUCUUUUUAGGUGUAGGUGGACAACCUUAAUCUUAAUAAGUAAAUAAUAUUUUUGAUGCUAAAAAUGAUGAUGAUAAAUAAAAAUAAGAUUAAUAAUAUGAUUUCAAUGAUAAUAGUACUAAAGAAUUCUAAGAACUUUUAAUAUAUUGGAGAAUAGAUGAAGGUAAAGGAAAUAAAAUAGGAGAUUAUGGAAAUUACAAUUGUGUUGGUGAUAUAUAUGUAAAUAAAGAAAUAAGUUCAGAAACAGAAAAUUUAUGGGAAAAAUUAGAAGAAAGUGAUCCAAUGGAUUACUAAGAUCUUUGGGGAAAUGUUUGUAAUGCAUAAUAGGGUUUUGAAUUAGGUCCUUAAGCAGGAAUUUAAACAAGAAAAAAGAAUUAUUGGAAAAAGAAUAAACUGUCAGAUUUUACAAUUGAAAUGUGGAUUAAACCAUUAUAAUCAUCUGGAUAAAUAUUACAAGUUGAUUAAAAUUUAAUACUUAAUAUUAAUGAGUUGAAUAUUGAAGUUAUUGUUGAUGGUUCAAUUGUAUAAUUCAAUAUUGAUGAAAAUGAUGAAUAUAAUCCAAUGAAUUAACCAUAAAUUAAAGUCAAUUUUUGGAAUCAUAUUUGUUUAUCAUACGAAUAAUCAGCAUCUGUAUUAUAUUUAUACAUAGCAGCUAAAUAUUAAUUUAGUUGUCAGGAGCUUGAAAUUUCUAAUGAACUUUUUAAGAAUAAAAAUUUAAUUUUGGGACAAGCAUCAUAAGAACCUAAUCCCAAAUAUCCUAUUAUCAAGUGUAUGAUAACUGAAUUCAGAUUUUGGAAAUAAAAAUUUUAACUAAAAGAAGUUAGAGAUGGUUAUAGAUAACCUUUGCCUAUUGUUCAUGAGAAAUAAAAAGAAAUAAAAAUUGAUAUUAAAUAAGAAUUUAAACCUAAACCUACUACUGGAUUAAAUGCAUUUCAAGGAUUGAAAUUAGAUUUUGCAUUAGAACCAAUUGAGGAAAAGCCAAUUAAAGAAGUUUAACAAGAAGAUGAUGGAUAAAAUGUUUAAUAAAUAGAACAAUCCAAUUCUGAUUUUGGCUGGUUUGGAGGAUCAUAGCCAAAUUAAUCUUAGAAUCCCAAUAAUUUUGAAUUUGAUAGCAAUUUCAAUGCUUUUGCUUAAGCAGCUGUUCCUUAAGUUUAAUAAGGAGAGUGGGGAAGUGACUUUAACGAAUUUGCAACUUUUGAUUAAACCUAAUCUAAAUCUGCAAAUAACUCUUUGAAAAAUGAUUUUUCUACUUUUGUAAGUGACCCUUAAUAAUUUCAAUAAACAUAGCCAUAGUAGAAAAAUAAAGAAGAGCCAAAGUAAUAAUAAUAAUAAAAGUAGAAAUAAGAAUAAUUAAAGGUUUAAUAAUAAUAAUCAGUUCCUCAAUAAAUUGAGAAAUAAUAGUCAUAAUAAUAAUAAUAAUAAUAAUAAUAAUAAUAAUAAUAAUAAUAAUAAUAAUAAUAAUAAUAAUCAUAAUAACAAUAAUAAUAAUAAUAAUAAUAACAAUAAUAAUAAUCAUUAUAAUAAAUACCUCAAAAGAAUUCAAUUCAAGAAAUUCAACAGAUUGUUGAUUAAGCUGUAAAACAUUUUGGAUUAAAAUAAACAAAAGAAGGAGUUGAGAAUCUGACCAAGGCCUUUUUAAAGUUGAAUGAAUAUUUAUAAGGAAAUAAAGAUAAGCUAUAAAGAGUAUAAACUUAAUUUUAUAAUUUAGAUUUAAAAAUUUAUUGUCCAUUGUGCUUAAUAUAGAUUUGCUUUUUAAUUGCUUAUUGGAAUAAAUUAAAUGCAUGAGAAAGGUAAUUUUAAGAAAGAAAUUUAUAUGCAUUUGAUAUUGAUACAUCAAAAUAUUAUUCCAAGUCAUAAAUUACAUUGGAUUAUUUAAUCAAUAUUUAUUUGCAUUGAAUAUGAAAAUACAGCACUUGCAGAAACAUUACUUAAUUAAUUGAAAUAGAGCUUAGAUAAAGUAAAACUUACAGAAGAAGAUGAUUAAUUAUUAAAGGAGUGUGAAUCAAAGUUAAGUAAAAUACAAGAUAAAAAGAAUUCCGGAUUAUAUAAGUUAACAUGUCCAAAUUGUAAAAGUCAUUUUCCUUUUAAAGGAAUAAAGAAAUGUAAUAAAUGUAAUAAAGACUUUUUAAUUUGUCAAUUUAAAUUGUUAUGCAUAUCUAAGGUUGAUUGUCUAAGAUGUAAGGCUUGUGAAUCUGUUUUCAGCAAAGAAUCAUGUUAAGUAGGUUAAAAAUGUCCAUAUUGUCAUAUUGAUGUAUUGAAUAUACCUGGUGCUUGA